AUGACUUCAACAAUAUCAUAUCAAUCAGCUGUUGAUACAAUCUAUCAUUGGCAUCAUAGACCAGUUAAACAGCUAAUUUUCGACCGUAGUGUAAGUGAAAUAACUCAAUACAUAGACGCUGUUGACAGAAUCCAGCAGUCCCUCGCGAGCGGAACAGAAUCUGGUGACCUGAACUCCAUAGCCAUGGUUCAGCUCAAGCACGAGUUUCUGACAGUACUCACAACAAAAUCUGAUCUGAUUGGCACAUUUGAUUCAAUUACCUCUGAAAGAUUAAAUUCCGACGGACACCUUGGAGAUUGCAUCAAAGUGUACAGGAGUGUGAGGAAAUCCUUUUUCCACACUAUGAUAAAACGGCUUCACUUGGAAGAAUUGUAUAUAAGGGGGGAUGCAAAGAGUGCCUUCAAGAAAAACAGGUUUCUAUGGGAAGAGUUGAAGGUGAAAAUUGAACUGUGGAUUCGAGUCUUGAAUUUGUGUUUUUGUAUCUUCUUUGACUUGGAGAAAAAAAUUAGUGAGAAAUUAUUCUCUGGUUUUGGAAAUGGGGCUAGUGAAGAAUAUUUUUGGGAAAUAGUUGGAGAUUCUGCAAAUAAUUUACUUGUUUUUGCAGAAACAGUGAGUUCCAUUAAUCAGUCCCCAGAGAGAAUGGGAACAAUUUUAGACCUAUACGAUACACUGUUGUUUCUUUUACAAUACAUUGAUACCCUGUUUGACUUCGAUGCAGCAGAGGCUAUUCGAAAAGCCAUGAAGGUGACAGUGCCUCAACUCGAGAGUGAUAUAAGAAGGAUGUUAUUGGAUUUUGAGAAUUUCGCGAGCUUUCGACUAUACAAGAUGAGAGGGGUGCCACUCAUCCAUUGA
Messenger RNA from Olea europaea var. sylvestris, 852 nucleotides. Its product is annotated as exocyst complex component EXO70B2-like. Gene Ontology annotation, cellular component: exocyst. The transcript has 2 exons. Gene Ontology annotation, molecular function: phosphatidylinositol-4,5-bisphosphate binding. Bases 1 to 852 code for a protein of 283 amino acids. NCBI's taxonomy places the organism in Eukaryota, Viridiplantae, Streptophyta, Magnoliopsida, Lamiales, Oleaceae. Gene Ontology annotation, biological process: exocytosis. The record is from RefSeq and is a predicted model, not a curated record.